Nakaseomyces glabratus is the source of this 2331-nucleotide messenger RNA. It is a transcript of the gene MAK10, whose product is annotated as Mak10p. The record is from RefSeq and is a predicted model, not a curated record. NCBI's taxonomy places the organism in Eukaryota, Fungi, Ascomycota, Saccharomycetes, Saccharomycetales, Saccharomycetaceae. Gene Ontology annotation, cellular component: NatC complex. Gene Ontology annotation, biological process: N-terminal peptidyl-methionine acetylation.
AUGAGAGAACUGGGGGCGUCAAUGGAGAGUUUGUCCCUAGAAACGCCUACGGUGCGUGAUGGACUUGUGGAUGUCACUGCACUGUUUAUGGAGAUGGGCAAGAAGUUGAAGCCCGAGACUAUUGUGAAAGAUUCAAAGUUUAACUUGUUUGAUGGGACACACUCAUUGGAGGUGAAUAACGAGAAACUGGAUUCAACGAUGAUACAAUUGACACCAGAGGAGUUGCAAUUUGAUGUUGGUGUGGCGUAUGGGGAGGAGCUUGAUGCCAGCACGGAUGAUCCCAGCAAAUUGGAUAUAGUGAUAGCUAUAUCAGAUCGACUUUUGAGAUCAAUCAUCUCAUGGCUUAAUGAUUAUCAAUCUCUGCCGACAACUGUACUGAGUUGCAUAUAUGUGGAACACGUACUGAAAUACUACAUGAUGGAUGAGAAUGCAGACCAAAACGACAUAACCUGCUUAGAGACAGGCGAUCCAUUUUAUGACCAAGUGUUGAACAGUAUAAUUAUUGGAGUGUGCAAUUUUAUGGGAUUUAUGUAUAAAGUUCUCACCGCGGGAGUUAUAUUUGAAGAGGAAGAUCUAAAUUUCAACCACAUGGGACUCAAUAACUUUAGUAUGCUUCCGGGUAUAAAUGAAUCAUUGCGUGCAUUGGAGGUAAGUAGAACGUAUUUAGAUAAUUUGUUGGAUACUAUGCCCAGCCAUGAUUCCAAAAUCAAUAGACUACGAUUAUUGUUGAAUGUUACCGAAACUUUGGUAAAAUUCGAAUAUCUAGUCGAUUGUUCCUCUGAGAAAGGGGAGCAACUAUUGAACGUGUUGGAGACAUCAGCAAAGUCACUCAUUGAGCAGGGACCUUUUUCAAUUCCGCCACCUUUGGGUGCUUUUUCGAUGGGUAUCCAAAGAAAGUUAACGAACCAAUUUCCACCAAAGAAAUUAAUAGAGCCCAAGUUUAACUUUGCGGGUUAUAUCAUUAUUUCAGAACAUGUUAAGUUGGUUAAUAAGCUGAAGACUUUGAAUACUGCUAAGGAUAUAUUUACGUUUGCACUUUAUUUCAACAAAUUGAGUCAAAAACAUGUUCUUGCAAGGGCAUUGUUCUCUUUAAUAUUGAUUAAGCCGGAUCAAUCAAUUCUUAAUAAGCAUUCAAUCAUCGAUUUUCUUCAGAUGCACCUUAAAGAAAUAUCGGGAAGAGACUGGAUUAUCGGAGAAGCUAUAGAUUAUGAAUUACAAGGCAUAUUACAGGAAGCUGGCAAUGUUCUUCUUGAGUUCUAUCAAAAUGCCGCACAGAAUACCUGUAGAUAUCGACAGGGUUACAACAGACAAAUUUUGUUAUGGGAUUCGUUGCAAGCACAAUUAGAAUCCAAGAGUUCUGAUAUUUCAGUGUCACAGGCAGACAUUGAUACAGUUACGGGAGAUAAAGAAGAGGGAUCUGUUUUUAUUUAUGUCUGUGCGUCGUGGGUUUAUAUCAUGAAGCUCACUGCAAUGACUGAAUUUAUUUUAAAAGGUUUCGAAUUAGAUAUAUACAAGCCAUAUGAAUCAUUUUCCAUGUAUUGGUAUUGUUAUUGCUUGCAGCUUCAUCUAAAGGAUUGCCUCGAGAAGCUAAUAAAUUUGGUGUCUGAUAAAAUGAAUAGCAUUUAUGCGAUAAACAAAAAAAUGAAAAAGUUGAAAGCUGGCGAAAAAAAAGAGAAUGUAAGAAAACAAUAUCGUCAUGCAAUGGACAGUAUAAUGCCUGACUUAAAAGAAAGCACAUGUACAUUGUCUUUAUUACUAAAGAAAUGUGAAAUUCAUAGGGCUUUGUGUUUGGGGGAAGUGUUGCAGUUUGCAAUAUUGAGAUCUUAUCAGUUAAUUGAUGGAGAGAUUGGCAAUAAAUUAAUUGUUUCAAAUAGAAAAUUAUUGCAUGAUCUGCGAUUCAAAACAUUUUCAUCAAUUGGUGUACCUGAACUCCCCUCAUAUGAUGUCUUCAAGAAAACAUUGAGUGAUUUCACUGUCCAGGAGCCAUUAUUUGAUUUGAAAAUGGAGAAAACAUUAAAAUGUAUAACUAACGAACUCACAGUAGCAGAAAAAAAUCUUGCUGAAAUUAUUGCCCUUCUCGAAGAAAAUAGCAAUAGUAGCGAAGACUUUGCUGGAUAUGACGCUGUCAAAAAUGAAACUCAUGACUAUUACGAUACUAUUAGCAAGUCGAUCAUGGAAAUUAAAAAUAAUGUAACUGCACUUGUGAAAAAUCACAACAAUUAUGUUCAUGAUAAAGGUAAUUAUGAAAUGAUGCUGACUAAGCCAGAUAAGGCAAGUCCCUAUUAUGUUGUCAUGGAUAUGGUAGAGAAGCGCAGCCAUCAUAAAACUUAG